ACUUUCAGUCUUGGCUCUUGAAGCACAAGUUCACACACGAACAGCCUGUGCAGGUAGACGUGCUACGAUGAGGACAACGCCACUGGGGAUUGUUCUGGUCAUCCUUCAUGUCACAUUGUGUUCCAGCCAAUCAGAGAGCAAUUUUUUGAUGUAUGACAAGAAUGUAAACAAAUGCCUAAAAGGCUACCAGCCUCUAAAGCUGUUCUACUGUGAUUCCAACCAACUGAGCCAGCAGUUCCGCUGGACAUCCAACGACCGCAUCCUUAAUGUUCAUCUGAAGAAGUGCCUGGGAGCUGGGAGCACAGCAGAUGGUUCUGGCCUAGAGUGGCUCAUUUGUGAUGACACAAGUCAACUCCAAAAGUGGGAGUGCAAGAAUGACACGCUGUUAAAUCUGAAGGGGACAAAUCUUUUCUUAUCCCAAGAUGAAAACAGCAUCCUGAAACUCACCCAAGACAUUGGAGCUGCUAGUCAGUGGCUAACACAUGGCACUACAGAGGGGCUUUGCUCACGGCCAUACCAAGAACUGUACACAAUCGGAGGCAAUGCCUUUGGUCGCCCAUGCCAUUUUCCCUUCCAGUACAAGGGGAUAUGGUACUCAGACUGUUCGCUCUUGGAAUCAGAUGAGCCGUGGUGUUCACCGGACAGAGACUACCAGGACAUGUGGGGCUUCUGCCCUACUAAAUCAACUGAAAAUAAGCUCUGGAAGAAGAAUCAACUGACAGGCGUCUUUUACCAGUUGAAUGUCGGCUCUGCACUGACUUGGCACCAAGCUAGGAGGAGCUGCCAGCAGCAGGAUUCAGACCUGCUGAGUAUCACUGAGCCCCAGGAGCAAAGCUACCUAUCAGGGAUCACAACUGGAACUCAAACUACUUUUUGGAUUGGGCUAAAUCAACUAGACAGUGAGAGCGGAUGGCAGUGGGCAGAUGGACAUCCACUUCGUUACUUGAGAUGGGGAUCAGGCCAGCCAAACCCAGCCCUAGGAUGGUUCUGUGGUUCCUUAAACACUAUGCAGUCUUAUCACUGGGAAAACAAGUUGUGCUCAAAAAAGCACGGAUAUAUCUGCCAGAAAAGGACCACAGAUCCUGCUACUGCUACUCCAGGUCCACCAGCUUCUUGCAGUGCUCCAUGGGUGCCAUACGCAGAUCACUGCUAUUUUUUGAAUCGUACAAAGAAGACAUGGAAGGAUGCCAGCAUUCAGUGUAUGAGGACUGGAGGACACUUAGUGAGCGUUCAUGACGUAGAGGAGCAAAGCUUUGUCCUCUCACAGCUGGGAUACAGUGAGUCAAAUCACACUUUUAUUUUUUAUUUUCUUUGA
Clupea harengus (Atlantic herring) is the source of this 1315-nucleotide messenger RNA. Its product is annotated as macrophage mannose receptor 1-like. Bases 68 to 1315 code for a protein of 415 amino acids. The transcript is spliced from 7 exons. Lineage: Eukaryota; Metazoa; Chordata; Actinopteri; Clupeiformes; Clupeidae. The record is from RefSeq and is a predicted model, not a curated record.